AUGACCCCAACCCUAAACUUAUGGAGAAUAUCACUCCCCAGAUUUCUAAAAUCAACCCCAUGCAAACCACCAAAUCCACCCAUAAAACUUCUCCCAGCAACCGAACCGCUCGAAGAAGAAUGCACUCCUCAUUACAGCCACCAGCAUUUCUACCCUGCCCGUCUCUACCAACUCCUCAACAACAGAUACCAAAUCACCGCAAAACUAGGCUGGGGAACCAGCUCAACUGUGUGGUUGGCUCGCGACUUACAACAAUGGCGCUGGCGCCAACCACGCUACGUUGCUGUCAAAAUCAAGGCAAACAAUUACGCGACCACAGAAGACGCCGAAAAAGAUCUACGGAUUACAGAGCAUAUUAGUCGCCUGAAUCCUAAGCAUGUGGGCUGGAACUUCAUCAGCGCGUUGCUCGAUUCUUUUAUCUUGUCAGGUCCCCAUGGCACUCAUGUCUGUAUGGUGUUUGAUCCCCUAUGUGAGCCGCUUUGGAUGUUGAAACAGCGGUUCCGGGGGGAUGUGCUCCCGUUGGAUGUACUGAAACCUGUUGCAAGAAUGCUACUAGAAGGACUUUGCUAUCUUCACUCUCAGUGUCGUGUUGUUCAUACAGAUCUGAAACAGGACAAUAUCCUCAUGACUCUUCGAGACCCGUCUGUACUUGAUAAAGUUUCUCAGGAUGAGAUGAGCGCCCCUCUCCCUCAGAAGCAUCUCCCUGAUCGAACGAUAUAUCUCUCAAGGAACCAUUUCAGCUUAGAGGUAAAAGAUCUAGGAAGACCUGUCAUCACUGAUUUCGGACUAUCCGUGCGUGGACCUCAGAGCCAUACUCAUCUCAUUCAACCCGAUGAAUACCGAGCCCCUGAAGUGAUUCUCGGGGCGGGUUGGACUUACAGUGCUGAUAUUUGGAAUCUGGCUGUCUUGUUUUUGGAUUUAGUAAAUGGAAAGGGACCUUUUGAUUCAUCAGAAUCAGAAUCAAAUACUUCUUCAUUCUCUGAUGAGAAACAUCUAGCCCGCACAAUAUCAAUCCUUGGUCCUCCGCCCGUGGAUAUGCUUUGCCGGGCAAAACACACUUCUCGGUAUUUUGAUCCUGAAGGUAGUGUUUUCUCUUGA
Aspergillus sclerotioniger CBS 115572 is the source of this 1098-nucleotide messenger RNA. Its product is annotated as putative protein kinase. Lineage: Eukaryota; Fungi; Ascomycota; Eurotiomycetes; Eurotiales; Aspergillaceae. Gene Ontology annotation, biological process: spliceosomal complex assembly; regulation of mRNA processing; protein phosphorylation. Bases 1 to 1098 code for a protein of 365 amino acids. Gene Ontology annotation, molecular function: protein kinase activity; ATP binding. The transcript is spliced from 4 exons. The record is from RefSeq and is a predicted model, not a curated record.